Messenger RNA from Symbiodinium natans, 915 nucleotides. The record is from the annotation of a GenBank genome assembly. Lineage: Eukaryota; Dinophyceae; Suessiales; Symbiodiniaceae.
AUGUCGCUGUUCGAGGCCAUGAAGAAGAUCGGCAUCAAGGACAAGAAGGUGUAUGGCUCGCACGACCCUAUCAAGGACACCGUCAUUGUGCCAGAUCCCUACUACACCAAGAACAUCUCCUACGCGACCAUCCCGCGCAGCCUCCUCGAGGGCCUUUUCAUCCAGGGCAACAAGCUUGGCCUCAAGUUCCUGCUGGAUCUUCAUGCCUUUCCGGGUGGAUCCUCUGAUGGCACCUACAACGGCAUCUACCCCUCGAAGCCGGUGUUCUGGAGGGAGUCUGUCCAAUUGGGCAGCUCACCGCGCAUUUCCCUGCAGGAGGCUGGGUUGCUCAUCGUCGAGGCGGCCAUCAAGUGGAUUGAGGGCCUAGACGACGAUGUCAAGAAGGCCGUGUAUGGCCUGUCACCCAUGAACGAGCCCGCCCACCUGGCUGGAUUUCAGAACCCCACCUUUGCUCAUCCCGACGAAGUGCUGGUGUGGCUGGCGGAAGCCACGGACCUCUUCAAGAACUCCAAGUUGGUCGACCAGGGCAUGAAGAUGUACAUGCAGGUCAUCGAGACGGCCUUUCCUGGCGGUUCCUUCAACUCGAUGGUUCCUUCUUGGUGGAAGAAUACCACGAGCAAAAAGGAUCGCGAGACCUGGGCAGUGUUUGACAUGCACUGGUACACCGCCUGGGGCACGAAGGCUGCCCUCCUCCCGGGCGAAGCGGUCCUCUGCAGCCGGCCCUUGGACGAGAUUGUGGAGGUCUUGACCCCGGGCAUUGUCGGGUUUGCAAAGAGCUUUGAGGAAAAUUUUGAUGGCCAGCGAGCCACUUCCGAGUUUUCAGCAAGCACGAACGCAGAUGCCCUCGUGGCUUGCAGCGACACCGCGAUUACCAAGGCCUUCAUGCUGAAGCAGGCGAAGAGUGUCAAGCCCUAA